AAAUAACGCAACGAGAGAGCACGACAGGUUUGAUCAUGUCGGGAAGAAAAGUUUGAGAAAAAACAAUACUAUUUUAUAACAAAAGAGAAGACUUUUGUUUGGAAAAAUUGGGGAUUAUGGUAUGGCCAUUACAAGACAUAUGGGUCCCCAGUUCCUCAUCACUCUCUCCACCACCAAAUCCUCUCUGUCUCUUUUUACUCCGAUUUCAUCGUCUCUCUCAAACCCUAAAUACCCUCCUACUCUGCUUUUGUCUCUCAAGCUUCUUUUCUUGGCUUCUUUCCAAGACUCUCUCUCUCUUUUGGUAUCUUUUUGGAUUCUUCUGUUUCUUAUUGACAUGCGUGGUGGCGGUAGGUCAGAAUUGGAGGUAGGGAAGAAGAGUAAUGCUCCGGCUGAGACUGAGCUGGAACUGGGAUUAGGGCUCAGCCUCGGCGGUGGCCCGUGGAGAGAACGUGGGAGGAUUCUUACGGCUAAGGAUUUUCCUUCUGUUGGCUUUAAACGCGCCGCUGACUCUUCAUCUCACCAAGGAGCUUCUCCUCCUCGUUCAAGUCAAGUGGUAGGAUGGCCACCAAUUGGGUCACAUAGGAUGAACAGUUUGGUUAAUAACCAAGCUAUGAAGGCUGCAAGAGCCGAAGAAGAAAAAGAAGAAGAUGGGAAGCAGAAUGAUGGGUGCAAAGAUGUGUCAGUGAAGGUGAAUGGGAAACUACAGGGUUUAGGAUUUGUUAAGGUGAAUAUGGAUGGAGUUGGUAUAGGCAGAAAAGUGGAUAUGAGAUCUCAUUCGUCUUACGAAGACUUAGCUCAGACGCUUGAGGAAAUGUUCUUCGGAAUGACAGGUACUACUUGUCGAGAAAAGGUUAAACCUCUAAGGCUUUUAGAUGGAUCUUCAGAAUUUGUGCUAACGUAUGAAGAUAAGGAAGGAGAUUGGAUGCUUGUGGGUGAUGUUCCGUGGAGAAUGUUUAUCAACUCGGUGAAAAGGCUUCGGAUCAUGGGAACCUCAGAAGCUAAUGGACUUGCUCCAAGACAUCAAGAGCAAAAGGAUAGACAAAGAAACAACCCUGUUACCAAAGAUGGCACUGUUAUGGUUUCUUGAGUUUUGCAAGUUUUACUCAUUACUUUUAGGAGAAAGUAUACUGGAGAAUCGAAAAAGGCAAAGUACAACCUUAUAUUUGUUUUUAAUCCGGGUCUUCGGAUAUGGUUUUACUCUAUGUCAAUUUCAAUUCCUAGUUUCCUUGUUUCUUCUUUCGCUGUGUAAUAAGUUUUUUUUUCUGUUCUACUCAGAGAAUGCUCUUGUUUACUUCUCUCAGAUUGUAAAUAGUCGAAGCUAAAUUAAUUAUGUGUAGGAGUUGUGUUUCUCUU
Capsella rubella is the source of this 1353-nucleotide messenger RNA. Its product is annotated as auxin-responsive protein IAA12. The record is from RefSeq and is a predicted model, not a curated record. Gene Ontology annotation, biological process: regulation of DNA-templated transcription. The transcript is spliced from 5 exons. Lineage: Eukaryota; Viridiplantae; Streptophyta; Magnoliopsida; Brassicales; Brassicaceae. The coding region runs from base 122 to 1087 and encodes 321 amino acids. Gene Ontology annotation, cellular component: nucleus. Gene Ontology annotation, molecular function: protein binding.